Paramecium sonneborni is the source of this 2299-nucleotide messenger RNA. The record is from the annotation of a GenBank genome assembly. NCBI's taxonomy places the organism in Eukaryota, Ciliophora, Oligohymenophorea, Peniculida, Parameciidae.
AUGUCGCACCUGUCUCGUCCCCAAUUAUAAUUACAAGAGAUAGUGCAAUAGAAUAAUUUAAAAUCGUAUAAUGAUAUAAAUAGUUAGGUGCACUAAUAAAAAUAGUAAACUUAGUUAAUCUUUUAACCCUGGAGGAUUGAUUGCUCAAAGUUUAAGUCCAAAUCAUAAAGGCAAUUAGAGUACAGGUUUAUAAGGAAUUGAUAUGAGAGUAUUGAAAAAAUAAGGAGUACCAAUAUAAGCUAAACAAUAUUAACAAGAAUUGUUAAAGUUGAUGAUAAGUCAUAAAUAACUACCAAUUCAGAAAUCUGUUUAGAAAGUGAACAUUUCUGAUACAUCAAAUAAUUUGAAAAGUAAUCUAACAACAGAUACUAGAAGAACAAAUUCAAAUUAAUAUUAAAACUCUAAUGCUUAAACAACUAAAAAUUAAGGAUUUAUCAAUUUAGCUAAUUAGAUAAUUGUAAUAGUUCAUUAUGAAAACUAAUAAAUAAAAUUUCCUAUAGAUCCAUCUAAAACAACAGGUUGGUUAGAUGAACAUUUGAAAUAAGAAAUAAAGAAGUAUUCUAUACAUCAAUCUUCAUCCACAGGAUCUUAACCAGAUCAUAUUAAAAUAACAUGUGGAACAGGAAAUGAAUCGACAGAUUCUGAGAUUGUUUCAUUUCAGACUCUUGAUAAGAAUCUACCUGUAGAUUAUUAUCUAUAAUAAUCUAAUAAAUCUCUCGAUAUUUUUAGUGGUUAAACCUUAAAUUUAUAACCAUUUUUUGGAACUCCAUAAACUUCUAAGAUUUCUUUGAAAGAUUUUAUUUUUGUAAAAUGUAUAGGUGUAGGAGGAUUUUCAAGGGUUUAUAUGGUAAAAAAGAAAUCAAAUGGUAGAUUUUAUGCAAUGAAAUUAAUUGAUAAAGAAUUUAUUUUAUAACAUAAAAAAUAAGGUAAAUAAGUAAAAUUAUUAUUAUUUAGGUAUUGUUCAAAAUGAAAGGGAUAUAAUGACUGUAUUAGAUCAUCCUUUUAUAAUAAAAUUAGAAUAUGCUUUUGAAUCUAAAAAUUUUAUAAUUUUUGUGCUUGAAUUUUGUAGUGGUGGUGAAUUAUUUUGGUAAUUAAGAUAGGUUAAAAGAAUGACUGAAAUAUAGGCUAGAUUUUAUUUUAGUGAAAUAUGUUUGGCAAUGUUUUAUUUACACUCAUUAUAAAUUGUUUAUAGAGAUAUUAAACCUGAAAAUAUUCUUAUAGAUAUUGAUGGACAUAUUAGAAUAGCAGAUUUUGGAUUAUCUAAACCUAAUAUGACAGAAGAAGAUUAUGCUUAUAGUUUUUGUGGAUCUCCAGAAUAUAUGGCUCCAGAAAUGCUUUUAAAAAUUGGUCAUAAUGUUUAAGUAGAUCAUUAUUGUUUAGGAGCAUUACUAUAUGAAUUAGUUACUGGUCUACCUCCAUAUUAUUCAAGAGAUACAGAAGAAAUAUAUGAAUCUAUUCUUAAUGAAGAACUUACAUUCCCAGAUAAAUUAAGUUUAUCAAAUGAAAUUAAAGAUUUAUUAAAAGGAUUAUUAAGUAAAUAACCAUCAUAAAGACUUUGUGCUAAUAAAGGUUUACUUGAAUUAUUCACUCAUCCUUGGUUUAAAGAUUGUGAUCUUGUGUCAAUUCUAUUAAAAAAAGUACAACCUCCUUUUAAACCUAAUCAAUUAUAAUUUAAUUAUGAUUCCAAUGAUUUAAUGAAUGGUGAAUUAGAAACUAGAGAAAAAUUAUUAGGAAAAACAGGUCUACAAUAAGAAAUCAAAAUAUUUAAAGAUUUCUAUUUUGAUUAAUCUGAACAGAAAUAAAUGAAAAUUGAACAAGCUAAAGUUUUAAAAUAACAUUGCAUUAUGAUCACAUCAUUAUAAAUGCAACUCCUUUAAAAAUUUAAAACCUCUAGAAAAAGUACAGAACCGAAAGAUUCUAGUAAUUCUAAACCAUAAUCCCCUUAUACUGGUUCUAGAUAAAUUAACUAAAAAUAAAAGAUACAGUCUGAAUAAAUGACAUCAUUAUAAAAAAGAAUUAAAUCAUAGUAUUAUUCUAUAUCAUUUAUUUUAGAUAAUCAUCUUUAGGCAAUGUUUAACCUAUUUAACCUAAUUCUAUUAUAAGCCCAUAAUAAUCAAAAAUGGAAAGUCUUAAACGUAUUAUUUCCUAAAAUAAUUUCUUUAUGGAUCGUUAGAACACUUUACCUACAAAUAAUUAACAACCUAAUUCAACUAAAGAUAGUAUUGAUUCUUAAAUAAUCUAUUAAAAUAGUCAAAAUAUGCAUAAAAGAGUGUUCUCAUUAAAACAAAGAAAAAAAUGA